This is a messenger RNA of Hippocampus comes (tiger tail seahorse), 11626 nucleotides long. RefSeq names its product calcium channel, voltage-dependent, T type, alpha 1H subunit a (gene cacna1ha). The record is from RefSeq and is a predicted model, not a curated record. The coding region runs from base 488 to 7846 and encodes 2452 amino acids. Gene Ontology annotation, biological process: calcium ion import across plasma membrane. Lineage: Eukaryota; Metazoa; Chordata; Actinopteri; Syngnathiformes; Syngnathidae. The transcript has 38 exons. Gene Ontology annotation, molecular function: high voltage-gated calcium channel activity. Gene Ontology annotation, cellular component: voltage-gated calcium channel complex; membrane.
CCCCCAUUUUUUUCCUAUUGUGCACGCGUGCGCCGUCUCUUACUCUGCACUCCAUCUUCAAAGCCGGACAUGCACGUCACAUGUCAGGGUUCCCGAGUCAGGCAAGGUUUUCUCCCCUCCCUCCUCAUAUCCUCCGCGGAGCCCGAGCCGAGCAGCCCACGCAGUCUGCGUGCGUCUCCGCUCCACGCUGCGCCAAGGCACCACAGAAAGAAUGGACGCGCGGAUGGAAGGAUGCGCAGAAACGUUUCCGUAGAAGACCACCGCAAGAAAUUCUCCUCUUGUGAUUUUUAUUUUUUAUUUUGAAUGAUUUUUUGAGCACCUGUAGGAUGAGCUUCCAUCUCCGAGACCAAGCAGAAGUCGGAUUUUCGAGGUGAACAACAACAACGGCUCUCUCCGGUUGCUGGGCGCGCUGGAAACAAGCAAAGAAGCGGAUCAUGCUUAUGGGAACUUCCGUCUCCUUCAGAGUGUAUCGGCCUGAUGCUCUAUCAUGACUGAUGGCGACGGGAGAGUGCAAUUUCAGUAUGCAGAUAGCCCGGAGGGGCACGAGCGGGAGCAGGAGGGGGUCUUGGAGGAGGUGAGGCUCGCUAUCCUGAAAUCCCACCAGAAUGAUGUAGAACCCGGAGGCCUCUGUGAUGAGGAGCACAUGGAGCGCACCGGUAGCCGUAGCAGCAGCAGGAGGAGGAGGAGGAGGAAUGAUGAACGAGGAGAAGACGACGACGUGCAGCAGGAGCAGGAAGUGCAGGAAGCGGAGCUGGAAGAGGAUGUUGGGCCAACACUGGAAGUUCGCAUCGUGGCUCCCAUACGGGAUCCGGACUGCGUCUCGGAGGAGGAGGAGGAGGAGCAGCAGCCGUACCCGGCUCUGGCCCCCAUGGCCUUCUUCUGCCUCAAGCAAACCACGCGGCCUCGCAACUGGUGUCUUCGCGUUGUGUGUAACCCGUGGUUCGAGCACGUGUCCAUGUUGGUGAUCCUCCUCAACUGCGUCACCCUGGGGAUGUUCCAGCCGUGUGAAGAUGUCACCUGCCUGUCAGAGUGGUGUCGCAUACUCCAGGUUUUGGAUGACUGUAUAUUUGCUUUCUUUGCGGUGGAAAUGAUCAUCAAGAUGGUGGCCCUGGGGAUUUUUGGCAGCAACUGUUACCUUGGCGACAAGUGGAACCAGCUGGACUUUGUCAUCGUCAUGGCGGGUGUGUUGGAGUACUCUCUGGAUGGACAGAAUGCCAGUUUCUCAGCCAUUCGUACUGUACGAGUACUGAGACCUCUACGGGCCAUCAACAGAGUACCAAGUAUGCGGAUCUUGGUGACGCUCCUGUUGGACACCCUUCCGAUGUUGGGAAAUGUCCUCCUCCUCUGCUUCUUUGUCUUUUUCAUCUUCGGGAUUGUUGGGGUCCAGCUGUGGGCGGGGCUUCUGCGAAACCGCUGCUUCCUGGGAGCCGACAUCAGGACAAAAUACAACUUGUCAAUCAGUCCUUACUACAUGUCGGAGGAUGGCGAAGACAGCCCAUUCAUCUGCUCGGCGCCCCGUGAGAACGGUAUGCUGCGCUGCCAUGACAUCCCGGCCUACGCCGAGGCCAAGACUGAGUGCCAGUUAGCGGCGCCUCACCAAAGUUCAGAUGUGAUUGGAGCAGCCCCGACAGUGGGAGGCGCCAGUGUCAAUGGAUGUGUUAAUUGGAACCAGUACUACAAUGUGUGUCGUCCUGGGGAGCGCAACCCUCAUAAGGGAGCUGUCAACUUUGACAACAUCGGCUACGCGUGGAUUGCUAUUUUCCAGGUCAUCACGCUGGAAGGAUGGGUGGAUAUCAUGUACUAUGUCAUGGAUGCUCAUUCAUUCUACAAUUUUAUAUAUUUUAUACUUCUAAUUAUUGUGGGAUCUUUCUUCAUGAUCAACUUGUGCCUCGUGGUCAUCGCCACCCAAUUCUCAGAGACAAAGCAACGGGAGAACGCGCUGAUGCGGGAGCAACGCGCUCGCUACAUGUCCAACGAUUCCACGCUUGCCAGUUACAGUGAACCGGGCUCAUGCUAUGAGGAGAUGCUGCGCUACAUCAGUCACCUUUAUCGCAAGUUCACGCGCAGGCUUCAGAGGAUAUACUCUGCAUGGCACAGCAAACGGCGUAAAAAGGUGAAUCCUAACGGCAGUGGUGCGGGCAGUAACGGCGGAGGUAACGGACAUGGCCACGGCUCCAGCAGGGGCUCGGGCCCGGGUAGCGCUUUGUGGUUGAGGCCAAUACACAGCCUGCUGCAGCACCAUCAGCACCAGCACUGUCGGCUCCCCAACGGGGGGCAGCACAUGAGCGGCGUGGCGAGCACCGAACAUUUGGCCGGGGAAGGCGGCGUCGGAGGAGCCGUGGAACUGGAGAUGAAGUCACUUCCUGUUUGUAAAGGAAGUCGGAAUGGAAAUAGCGGCGGCGGCAGUCAGUCGGUUGUCACCCAAGGCAUGGGGUCCUUGCUCAGGAGGCUAAACGGAGGGAUGAACUACCCGACCAUUCUGCCAUCGUUUGUGUGCAGCUACAGCAGCAAGACUCCUCCGCCUCACUCCCAGCAAGGUGCUUGCGCUCCGGAUCAGCAUCCGCCCAACCACUCGGCAUCCGAACACACAGAAAAACUGAACAAGCUCUACCAGCUCGUGGGACAGCAUAGUCACCAGAGUGUGCUGUACCAGCUGGCGGGCGUGGUACCAAGUCCGCUGCUCCUGGAACUACUGAGCUGCCCUCUGUGUGCCCGCAGCUUGGAGACCUUGGAGCUGGAGUUGGGCGACUCGGAGGGUUGCAAGGGAGAAGGCGACGGACUGCAUGACUUCCCCCAGGGAGGAGAUCUGAGGGGCGGGAGAGGUCGGGGCAGGCGACAUGGGGCUCUGGAGUACAAGAACGGAGCGCUUCGGGCAUGGAUGAAGUUCAGGGAGAAACUGAAGAGAAUCGUGGAGAGCAAAUACUUUAACCGGGGGAUCAUGAUCGCCAUCCUCGUCAACACUCUCAGCAUGGGGAUCGAGUACCACGAGCAGCCAGAGGAGUUGACGGAUGUGCUCGAGAUCAGCAACAUCGUCUUCACGAGCAUGUUUGUUUUGGAGAUGGGAUUCAUGCUGCUGGCUUUCGGCCUGUUUGGCUACAUCAGGAAUCCGUACAACAUAUUUGACAGCAUCAUUGUUAUCAUCAGCGUGUGGGAGAUAAUUGGUCAGGCUGACGGCGGGUUGUCGGUCCUGCGUACGUUCCGCCUGCUUCGAGUUCUCAAGUUGGUUCGCUUCCUUCCCGUCACCGUAUUUCAGAUUUUAACCCAGGAGGAUUGGAACGUGGUGUUGUACAACGGGAUGGCCUCCACCUCGCCCUGGGCGGCCCUCUACUUUGUUGCCCUGAUGACAUUUGGAAACUACGUGCUUUUCAACUUACUGGUGGCCAUCUUGGUCGAGGGCUUUCAGGCUGAGGGCGACGCAAAUCGCUCCGAGUCAGACGACGAGAAAAAGUCUGAUAACUUUGAGGAGGACGAAAAAGUAGAGCAGCUCAGAGACACGGAGCUAAAGAUGUACACGCUGAUGAUGACAGCCAAUGGUCACGUCGACCCUCGCAGUUCCAUGGCUCCUCCCAUAAUCAUGCGAACAGCAGCCACGCCCAUGCCCACUCCAAAGAGCUCUUUAGGUCCAGAGUCCUACCUGGAGGAUGAUGUCAUGGCCAGAGAGGGAGUUCUGCAGUACGGAGAGGUCGGCGCUCCUGAGGCGGGGACCGCCCACCACCAGUCUCGCCGUGGAAGCUCCACCUCCAUGGACGCCUUGACGUGUGAUCAGAGAUCUUUGAGCCACUCCAGUCCGGCACGCCGCUCCCCUCUCCUUCCUCGCGGGUCCAGCUCGUGGGGAAGCCGUCGUUCCAGCUGGAAUAGCCUGGGAAGAGCGCCCAGCCUCAAAAGGCGAGACACCAGCGGCGAAAGAGAGAGUCUGUUGUCCGGAGAGAGAGCAGAGGACGAAGAUGGCGUGGAUGACAACGCCGAUGCCGGCGGGUGUGACAACAGAAUCCAGCCGGACCCCUUGGAGCUGCUGCAGGCCUCCACUCUCUGCCCCGCCAUCGCGGCCCAAUAUGGCGACUGCAACGGGGGGAUCAUGACUUACGCUUCCAAUGUGAACACUGACUCCAAAGACGACUCCUUGCCGGAAGAUGACAUUGAUGAUGACAGUUCUCUUUGCUACGUGAUCAAGAAAGAGCUCGCCAACUUGAAACCUCGCUGGUGCAAAGAACACGAAGAAUGGACGUUGUAUUUGUUUUCACCGGAGAACCCAUUCCGCGUGUGGUGCCAAAGCGUGAGCUCUCACAAACUGUUUGACCACGUGGUUCUGGUUUUCAUCUUCCUCAACUGCAUCACGAUCGCUCUGGAAAGACCCAACAUCCAGCCUCACAGCACGGAACGAAUAUUCCUCGGCGUGUCCAACUACGUUUUCACUGUGAUCUUCCUCGCAGAGAUGGCCAUCAAGGUGGUAGCGCUCGGAUUCUGUUUUGGGAAGCAGAGCUACCUUCAGUCCAGCUGGAACGUUCUGGAUGGCGUCUUGGUGUUUGUGUCUCUGGUCGACAUCCUGGUCUCGCUGGCAUAUUCCGGAGGGAACCGGAUCCUGGGCAUCCUCCGAGUUUUACGCUUGCUGCGCACAUUGCGCCCGCUCAGGGUGAUCAGUCGGGCGCCGGGGUUAAAAUUAGUGGUGGAGACGCUCAUCACUUCUCUUCGGCCUAUCGGCAACAUUGUCCUCAUCUGCUGUGCUUUUUUCAUCGUGUUUGGCAUCUUGGGAGUGCAGCUAUUCAAAGGGAAAUUCUACCACUGUGAAGGUCCUAACACCAAAAACAUCACCAACAAGUCAGACUGUCUCCUCGCCAACUACAGCUGGAUACGAAGGAAGUACAACUUUGACAACCUGAUUCAGGCUCUGAUGUCCUUGUUUGUCCUGUCAUGUAAGGACGGCUGGGUCAAUAUCAUGUACGACGGCCUGGACGCGGUGGGAGUGGACCAACAGCCUGUGAGGAACCACAACCCGUGGAUGCUGCUCUACUUCAUUUCCUUUCUGCUCAUCGUCAGCUUUUUUGUCCUCAACAUGUUUGUCGGCGUUGUGGUGGAGAAUUUCCACAAGUGCCGACAGGACCAGGAAGAGGAGGAGGCCCGUUUACGGGAAGAGAAGAGGCUCAAAAUCAUAGAAAAAAAGCGCAGGAGUAAGGAGAAUGGAGGGGCUGAGGCCAAACAGAGGCCCUACUAUGCUGAUUACUCCACCCCGCGUUUGACCAUCCACACGCUGUGCACCAGUCACUACCUGGACCUCUUUAUCACCUUCAUCAUAUGCAUCAAUGUGUUCACCAUGAGCAUCGAGCACUACAAUCAACCCCUGUAUUUGGAGGAGGUUUUGAAGUACUGUAACUACGUGUUUACCUUCAUCUUCGUCAUUGAGGCCCUCCUUAAGCUUGUGGCAUUUGGGAUUCACCGUUUUUUCAAAGACAGGUGGAACCAGCUGGAUAUAGCUAUUGUGGCUUUGUCCAUCAUGGGCAUCAUCCUGGAGGAGCUGAAAAUGAGUGCAGCUCUUCCUAUAAAUCCGACCAUCAUCCGAAUUAUGAGAGUACUCAGGAUAGCACGAGUACUUAAACUCCUCAAGAUGGCCACAGGCAUGAGAUCUCUGCUGGACACUGUCAUGCAAGCCCUGCCACAGGUGGGAAAUCUUGGUCUCCUCUUCAUGCUGCUUUUCUUCAUCUACGCCGCCCUGGGAGUGGAGCUCUUUGGCAAGCUCGAGUGCAAUGACAGCAAUCCCUGCGAGGGUCUCAGCCGUCACGCUACCUUUGAAAAUUUUGGGAUGGCCUUCCUGACACUGUUUCGAGUGUCCACUGGAGACAACUGGAAUGGCAUUAUGAAAGACACAUUGCGAGAAUGCCAUCCAGAGGAGCGUCAUUGUCUCGCCUACCUGCCUUGGGUCUCUCCCAUCUACUUUGUCACCUUUGUGCUCAUGGCCCAGUUUGUGCUGGUCAACGUGGUGGUGGCUGUGCUGAUGAAGCACCUGGAAGAGAGCAACAAGGAAGCGAAAGAGGAUGCGGAAAUGGAUGCGGAAAUCGCCAUGGAAAUGGCGAUGGAGCAGCAAUGCAGAUUGAGCACGACUUCCAGCAACAGCUCAGGCGCAGGGACCUUUGUUGGGCCGUGUCCACAAUCGCCCGGCCAGGAGGAAGCGGUGAAGUGUGGUGAUGAGGAUGCACAGCAAGUAUCCGAGAAGAUGUCUGUAUCCAGGAUGCACUCGCUGCCCAAUGACAGCUACAUGUUCCGACCUGUGAGACCUGCGAGCGCUCCUUCCCCUCUGGAGGAGGUGGACGGCAGUGCUCAGGACCAGCAUUCGGGCUCGCUGACCUCGGUCCGUUCGCAGCCGUGCGAGAGUCGCACUCUGCUGCAGGUUCCUGAUCUUUCCCCCGCUCAUCCCCGGCUGCCGCAAACCGUCAACCUGCCUCGCAUCGCCCCGCCCAUGCCCCACCCGUCUCCUCGGGCCCUGCGCCGACAGGUGGCAGUUAAAGUGGAUCCUGCGGAAGUCCAAACUUGUGAGCAACAGGAGAGGUCGGACUCCAUCGGUCUUCCUCUGCCGUCCCCUUCAUCGCAUUCUCCCCUUAACCCCGCCCCUUCUCCCCUGCCCCCUCCCCCUUCUUCCUCCCCCUCGGCUCUUUCCCUCCCACCCUGCUCCCCUUACCCGUUUCCACUCCCUUCCCUGUCUCCGUCCCCUCUCCCGCCUUUACCGUCCUCCCCAUCCUCCCUCCCUCCUCCACCGUCGUCCCCCUCGCUUCUUCUCCCCCCGCCUCGCUCGCCGCGCUUCCCGUCGCGCAGCGCCAGCCUCCACCGCCCCAGACCGCCUUCCGCCGCCUCCCUCUUUGACCCGGCUGAUGAGGAGGUGUGUCACAUCAUCAGCUUGGCCCGCCACAGACAGAUCGCCGAACUGGGAGGCGGACAGGAGAGCAGAGCGAAAGCGGGUCGAAGCCACUCCCUCUCUCCGUACACUGACUCGACCUCGUCGACUCCUCCCUCCUCAUUGCCGCGGCCGUCGUCCAGGAGCCUGCUCGGAGCGGAAUCGAAGGAGCGGGACUUCAGGAAGGGCUUCGGCGUCGAUCCCCAGGGGUUCCCGCACAAGUCGUCAUUACUAUCUGCCGGUUACCUUGACGACCAUCGGCGCCACUCCAUCGAGGUGUGCCUCCCGCAAGACUGCAUCGCCAGCGAUGACCAACACUUGAAGGCGGCGCUCCACAAAGGGAAGGGCAAUUUCCCGAUGAGGGUGCAGUCAGUCGGGGGCGGACACCGUAAGAAGAAGACGAGCCCCCCGUGCAUAUCCAUCCACCCGCCUUCAGAGAGGGAGCACCCGCCCUCACCCCCGAAAUUGGCCGACUGCAGCAUGAUGCUAAGACGAAGGACGCCGUCUUAUGACUUGACUGCACACGCGCAGUCAAACAAACAAGACGCCUUUAUGGACACGCAGGCGCACUCGCCGAUGCAUCGGGCGCUCACGCCCGUCCACGUGCCGCUACAAACACACUCGCCGACACACACGCUCACGCCCGCCUCGACACCCACACACGCGUACACUCCGCCGCCCCCGUCCACCCCGACGCACCCGCCCAUCCCGAUCAGCCCCAACAUCUUCAUCCAGCCUCACGCACCUCUCGUUCCGAGGCCUUUCGCACAGACACGCCCCCUUUCGCCCGCCGCGAGGCGCGCCGCCCCCACAAGGGACUGCAUCCCGUUGCCCCAAUUCACGUUCGACCGCCCGCAGUCGGCGUGCUUGUCGGACGCAGAUCCGGCACCGUGCGCUUCACCUUUCGACAACAAACUGGGAACCGGUGCGGGAUUCGCCGCCAAGAACCAGAGGACCGCCCAAUGAACAUCAGGAAGAGGAAGUGAAUUCGCCGGGCCCGAAUCUCCCGAGCUGGAGAACAUGCUGACCUCAGGAGUAUAGGAAAGAGUUUUUCGAGAGAUGGAUUCUUUGGUUCUUGUGAAUUUGGAAGAUGGCUGUCGUCGAAAUCGGCACGACCCAUCGGAGAAUCACAGACGAUGGAUCUAUCCAACUCCACUUCGGCGGCACCGAACAAUUCAGGACGAAAGCCACCUAACUCUGUAGCCAAAGUUUUUUUUUUUUUUGACGCUUUGUCUACUACACCCACGUGAGCCAAUCAGGAAGCAGCGUCUGGCUGACAACCUCUGACCUUUGCGGGAAGCAGUUUAUGAAGUGCAAGCGUGGGGCGGGAUUGUGGGAUAUGCAAGUUCAGGUUUUCUGCAGAAGUUCUGCUUGCCCCUCCUCUGCUCUUUGAUCACAUUGAUCAGAGCAGGCGCGUGUUUUUUUUUGUAUCUGUGCGUUGUUCGAAUGAGUGUUUGUAUGUUUUCGUAUGUCUCUUGUUGUCGUGUCGCCAUGUUUUUUUUUUCUUGACACUUCUUUCUUGACAAGAGAGGGGGAGCAGGACGCAGCUGUAGUGUGCGUUUAUCCGUGUCUCUGCGGUGUAAAUAAAGAAAAUACUUUAUUUGCUGAGAUUAAAAUAGCUCUAUCCAUAUGCACAUAUUUUUAUAGAGAUCUAAAGUGUUUUUGCACACAAGUUUGAAUUUCAAGUUGCUUCUUUUUCCUCGGUUAUGCUCUCGUGAAUGUACGUUUCCUUUCGAAACCCAGAAAGGCGGAAGAGUGAAGGAGGAAAAUUCUCCUCAACGGGGUGAGGAUUGGAUUUUAUUUUUCUAUUUUGAAGACUAGCAGAAGAAAAUAUGCGUGCGAUGAUGUUUCGGUCGUUGUGUCUCAACUUGGUAUGUGUUUGGUGUCUUCGUUCCGGCCUUCGGGGAUGGGCUCAGUGAUACGGAUAUAUGACAUUCGACAUUGGACAGAUUUUGAUUGAAAUGAUCAUUGAUUUAAAUUGUACGUUAGAAUCAAGAGGUUUUGUCUACACACAUCAAGUAAUCGUUAAUGAGCCUGAAACUUCACAAGCUUGGUGAGAAUUUGCCCUCCACUGGUUGCAUCAACACAUUUAAUCGACAAUAUUACCGUGCAGUGAUGUAACACAGGAAGACAAAAAAAAAAACAAAAUGCAAAUCAUCGAAUGAACCGCUGUAAGUUAGUCCCGUGCCGUUGACCCUUUGCUGUCCCAAGUUGUCGAGAUCCCGAAGCCAUGGCUAAUCAGUUUCAACUUGUCUAUUGCAUCACUGAGCCUUCCUGCUGAAUCGGCUGCUGAGCUCAUCAAGUGUUUCUGUACAUCGAAGGACAAACAAACUAACUUACUUAGUAGAUAAAUGUAGCCAGAGUGCAAUAACCAACAGUCGAACAACCACAGUCUUAUGUUCACACGAUACGUCAGAACUAUACGAUCCGUUUUUACAUGAGGAUUGGCGUUCUGCGAUACUUUUGUCCUUCUGCACGGGGCUGGCAGCAGCCCCGACGUACUGUAUAGUUCUCCCAACGCUCAGGCUUAACCACCAAUUGUUUUAUUGUAAGCGGAGAGAGCGACGGAGAAAUGUCACCUUUCGAUUCAGCCUCAACACGAACGCGAAUGAUUUGAUGGGAGUGAUGAGGAAUGGAACUUGAAUCCGUAGUUCAUCGGAUAUUGUUUGCUUACUUGAAAAUGCUUUAUUUCUUGAUGGAACUCAAAUGGACUCUGAAAUAUAUAUUUUUUUGGUGGUGGUGGCAAAAUACAGCAUUUUCAAUGCAGCAUGUUUGUGGAGUAUGUUCCAGCGGAGCUCACGCAGCCGCAAUGAUGCUCGUGUUGCGAUGAAAUCGUCCAACUUGAACAUCCUCAUCAUCGUCGCUAACUGUUUUGUUCAGUGUUCUACUUCAUUCCUGCGGGAACACAUUGCACCAAAUUUUGGAUGUAAUGCCCCCCCCCCCCAACCCCCUCCCCAAAAAAACUAAACUGGCAGUCAAAAGGUGCGGAUGACAAAAUAUGACAAACACAAUCCUAAGCCAUACAGUACAUGGCAAAGCACAAUAUGUACAUACUGUAUAAUAUUGCAUUUUGUCCAUAGUCACAUAAGAAUAGAAUAUUUAUCAAAGUUUUUUUUUUAAAGUGAAUUUGAUUAAAAAAAUAAAAUAAUUUAAAAAGCAAAGUUGUUACACGAGCUUUUGCAAACAAUUAAUUGUUAGGUUUAUGAAUAUAAACAUUUCUAAUUGUGUUGGCAAUGAUGACCAAUACAAGAGUCAUACAGUAUGUCUGGAUUUUGUCAUUUGGACCCACACGGUUUCAUUUCGAAAACAAGAACAAUUUCAAAUACUGCCUUAAAAUUUAAAUUUCAACUCAUCUUUGGGAAGGUUUUCAGUGUGAUGUAUUAUGAUUAAAUCUUCACAUGCCUUCCGCUAUUCCUUUGAUGUUCUCCUGUCGUGUUGUGAACGUGAAACAUGAUGUGGGCUCAGAAAAGAAUAAGUCAUAUUUGUUGGUCUUGCAGGUCAAUCGAUGCGGCCAUGGCUUAUUUGCUCUUGGAGGAACCGUUGUUUGUUGAGUUUAUGUCGAAAAAACAAAAAAAAACAAAAGUGGCUCAUGGAUGAUUGAAAUAUGAUAUCAAGAAGAUAUUGUAGCUAAAUGAUGGAUUUGGACUUGUUGCUCAAACACUUUCUGCCAAACGCUGUGUUCUGUUUUCAUGUCUUCUUGCACAGAUUGUGUGGCUCAUGCGAGGUCUUCAGUCUUUUGUUGGACCUAAUGCAGUCUAGUCUAAACUCUGUUUUUGCCAUCAGCAAGUUCUUAGUUUGGUAGAGUGACUGCAUCUUUGUUUUUUAUAUUAUUUGAGGGGUUUUUUUUUGUGUUUUUUUUACAAUUUACAGAUCUUUGGAUCUCGGUAUUUAACUCCUGUUUUUGAGGAAGCAGUUUAGGACUAUUGCAUGUUCUAAUCUAGAUAAAAAUAACCUUUGGGAAAGAAUUACCUGGAUGUUUUAGAGCUUUUAAUAUUUGCAUUUUCAACUGUUUCCAUUUGUAGACGGACUACCUAAUAAUCUAAUUAAUUGGUAUCUGAUAUAGUGCUAAUUAAAAAAAAAAAAAGCCCGUUCAUUAUUGUUCAAUGCAAUACCGGGUGGUUGCUGUACGAGGACAACUCCUCGUCAUUAGUUUUAUAUCCAGACAUGUAUGGAAACCUGUUGGUCCCGUUGUUCCGAACCAACAUUCUUUAAUUGUUAAGGUGAGCCUUCUUUUUUUCCACUUGAGCGUUUCCUCAUCAUACUCUCACCAUAUUAGAACUUUGCAAAGUAUUGACUUGAUACGAUAUAUAUUUGACGUAGGAAUAGUCUCAGCCCUCAUGCUCCGUAAAAGCCUCUCGAUAGGUUACGGCACAUUGCUCUGGCUUGACAGUGACCCGGCCUCAAGGUGAAGCUGACAAUCCUCAAUCCAACCAUGUUUCAGAUGCUCAGAAGUUCUGGAAAGCCGAAUAGGACAAACCAGAAGUCUUGUUGUCUCUCCCCUCCCCUUUGAAUGCCUCGAGUGGCUGACUCGGGCACCUCGAAAACCCCUAGGCCUUAUAAUGAGGGGAGUCGGUGCCGUGAGGAAGUCUGCAAUAAAAUUAUUUCCACCCCUGAAAGAGUGAGAGAGGAAAGGAAAGGGGGAGGCACGUUGUAUCCUUGAUGAUUAUUGUGUGACGGCCUCAUUGUCCUGGAGGAUGUUCCCUGUCAAUUAAAAAAAAAAAAAAAAACGAGUUUUUUUUUUCAUUU